GAGAGAUGGAAACAAUACCACAGUCUUUGGAAAUGAUAAGAGGUUCCCAAUCUGGAAACAGAGUUACAUGUAAUACUCACUCGCCCUAUUACUCAGACACAAUACUACGAGUCAGCCCCGUUCCCAGCAGUAGUCAUAUAAGAAAACACCACCAGUAAUACCCAAAGCAAUAUUACACAAACAACUCUCUCCCUGCCGCAAACCCCAGCACAUAAGAAAGAAAGAAAAAACAUCAAACUCGUAAACCAAGACACCAAUGCUACGCUCCAAUCUCCGCAAUUACGCCUCAAUCCUGUACGACCGAAGCUCGGGAACAUGCCCAUCCGCGCACCAACCUCUUUCUCGUCCCCAGUCUCCGCAAUCUCGGUGUGAUGGAAAACCCUAGCCACUACAUAAAUCUAGAUUCGCCUCUCUAUUUUGACAUCACCAAAAGGCGCCCCCCUAAUCACUGGAUCAAGUCUAGGCUUUUGACGCAAGGGAAGCUCCUUGCUCAAGACAACUCAUGCAUCAGUAGUGAGAAUCCAGUCCCAAGUACAUAUACUUGCACAGCAAUGGGUAGAAUACUUGCCGGGAUCACUGCAAAGCUAGAAAACAAAUAGUGCCUGGGCUACAACGCCAUCCUGUAGGGGGGCACAAAAGCCUCUGCGCAUGUAAACAUUUCUCCCCUGUCAGCUUGCCGCUAAGAACAACCACAGCCUGGUUUUUUCUCGAAACUGCAUGUCCCUCAGGCAACUAACACGCUGCUUACACCGAAC
Messenger RNA from Trichoderma atroviride IMI 206040, 755 nucleotides. The record is from RefSeq and is a predicted model, not a curated record. Lineage: Eukaryota; Fungi; Ascomycota; Sordariomycetes; Hypocreales; Hypocreaceae.